GCCUCUGCCCCAAAGCUUUAAAUGCGCAGUGGUUCACGUCAUUUUCACGCGACCUCAUCUUUGUCAGUGCACAAAAUGGCGCCUUACAGCCUACUGGUGACCCGGCUGCAGAAAGCCCUGGGUGUGCGGCAGUACCAUGUGGCCUCAGUCCUGUGCCAACGGGCCAAGGUGGCCAUGAGCCACUUUGAGCCCCACGAGUACAUCCGCUAUGACCUGCUAGAGAAGAACAUUGACAUUGUUCGCAAACGAUUGAACCGGCCUCUGACGCUCUCAGAGAAGAUUGUAUAUGGACACCUGGAUGACCCAGCCAAACAGGAGAUUGAGCGGGGCAAGACAUACCUGCGGCUACGGCCUGACCGCGUGGCCAUGCAGGACGCCACGGCCCAGAUGGCCAUGCUGCAGUUCAUCAGCAGUGGGCUGCCCAAGGUGGCCGUGCCGUCCACCAUCCACUGCGACCAUCUGAUCGAGGCCCAGCUCGGGGGUGAGAAGGACCUGCGCCGGGCCAAGGACAUAAACCAGGAAGUGUAUAAUUUCCUGGCAACCGCGGGUGCCAAGUAUGGCGUGGGCUUCUGGAGGCCUGGCUCUGGAAUCAUUCACCAGAUCAUUCUGGAAAACUAUGCAUACCCUGGGGUUCUUCUGAUUGGCACUGAUUCCCACACCCCCAAUGGCGGUGGCCUGGGGGGCAUCUGCAUUGGAGUCGGGGGUGCUGAUGCAGUGGACGUCAUGGCCGGGAUCCCCUGGGAGCUGAAGUGCCCCAAGGUGAUUGGUGUGAAGCUGACGGGCUCGCUCUCCGGUUGGACCUCCCCCAAAGAUGUGAUCCUAAAGGUGGCGGGUAUCCUCACCGUGAAAGGUGGCACGGGUGCCAUUGUGGAGUACCACGGGCCUGGUGUAGACUCCAUCUCCUGCACGGGCAUGGCGACAAUCUGCAACAUGGGUGCAGAAAUCGGAGCCACCACGUCGGUGUUCCCUUACAACCACAGGAUGAAGAAGUACCUGAGCAAGACAGGCCGGGAGGACAUUGCCAAACUAGCUGAUGAAUAUAAGGAUCACUUGGUACCUGACCCUGGCUGCCAUUAUGACCAACUGAUUGAAAUUAACCUCAACGAGCUGAAGCCGCACAUCAAUGGGCCCUUCACCCCUGACCUGGCUCACCCUGUGGCAGAAGUCGGCACCGUGGCAGAGAAGGAAGGAUGGCCUCUGGACAUCCGAGUGGGUCUGAUCGGCAGCUGCACCAACUCCAGCUAUGAGGACAUGGGGCGCUCGGCAGCCGUGGCCAAGCAGGCGCUGGCCCAUGGACUUAAGUGCAAGUCCCAGUUCACCAUCACACCAGGCUCUGAGCAGAUCCGUGCCACCAUUGAGCGGGAUGGCUAUGCACAAAUCCUAAGGGAAGUGGGUGGCAUCGUCCUGGCCAAUGCCUGUGGCCCCUGCAUUGGCCAGUGGGACAGAAAGGACAUCAAGAAGGGGGAGAAGAACACAAUCGUCACCUCCUACAACAGGAACUUCACAGGCCGCAACGACGCGAACCCCGAGACCCACGCCUUCGUUACGUCCCCGGAGAUUGUCACAGCCCUGGCCAUUGCGGGCACCCUCAACUUCAACCCAGAGACUGACUUCCUGACAGGCAAGGAUGGCAAGAAAUUCAAGCUGGAGGCUCCGGAUGCAGAUGAGCUUCCCCAAGCGGAGUUCGACCCUGGGCAGGACACCUACCAGCACCCUCCCAAGGACAGUAGCGGGCAGCGGGUGGAUGUGAGCCCCACCAGCCAACGCCUGCAGCUCCUGGAGCCUUUUGACAAGUGGGACGGCAAAGACCUGGAGGACCUGCAAAUCCUCAUCAAGGUCAAAGGGAAGUGUACCACCGACCACAUCUCGGCUGCGGGCCCCUGGCUCAAGUUCCGUGGGCACCUGGACAACAUCUCCAAUAACCUGCUCAUUGGCGCCAUCAACAUCGAAAACGGCAAGGCCAACUCCGUGCGCAACGCCGUCACCCAGGAGUUUGGUCCUGUCCCUGACACUGCCCGCUACUACAAGAAACACGGCAUCCGGUGGGUAGUGAUCGGAGAUGAGAAUUACGGGGAGGGCUCGAGCCGGGAGCACGCAGCACUGGAGCCUCGCCACCUCGGGGGCCGGGCCAUCAUCACCAAGAGCUUUGCCAGGAUCCAUGAAACCAACCUGAAGAAGCAGGGCUUGCUGCCCCUCACCUUCGCUGACCCAGCCGACUACAAUAAGAUUCACCCCGUGGACAAGCUGACCAUCCAGGGCCUGAAAGAUUUUGCUCCUGGCAAGCCCCUGAAAUGCAUCAUCAAGCACCCCAACGGGACCCAGGAGACCAUCCUCCUGAACCACACCUUCAACGAGACCCAGAUCGAGUGGUUCCGUGCUGGCAGUGCCCUGAACAGGAUGAAGGAACUGCAGCAGCACUGAGGUCCGGCUCCACACCCUGCCCGCCUGCUCCUUGGACCCGGGGCCGGGGACCCCAGUGCAGCCCGCGCAUCAUCAGAACUGGAUCCACCCCGAUCCAGCCAGGGCUUCCUGCUCCAAGAUGGUGUGCUCAGCCCGCCGAGUGACCCACAGUUGGGGGGGGGGGUUCUUAAAAGAAUGUUCCAGCCCCCCUGCCUUCCCAUGUUUAGUCUGAUUCAGAUCUUGAGCAGCUCCAUUCAACUGUAUUUAUUUUUGAUGACAAGACUCCCAUCUAAAGUUUUUCUCCUGCCUCAUUUCACUGGUGGCUCAAGGAUUUUAAAGAAACUUUUGCUCUUACGAGGAAAAUAAGAAUCCAAACUCGGUGACUGUCCGUGUGUGUGAGUGGUGUCCGUACAGGGCGCGGGGCGGGUUGCUGUCGGCAGAGGCCCCCACUGGCCACGCCACAGCAGACCUGCCACUGCCACGAAGUUCAAGUGGAAAGGCUGCUUUCCCGCGUCUUCUCAGCCCCACCUUCCUGCGCCCUGGGCCAGCCUCCCCUCCCCGCGCCCCAGCAUCUGCAUGGCCCCCCUCGUGUCCUUCCCCUGGGCAUGGACUCAGCCCCCUCCCUCAAGGCUGCGGCGCCACGCGGCGGCGGGCAUCGUUCUGCAGCUGCUUCUCCCGCUGGAGCGCCGUCCCCGGGCAGGACCCACGCCCCGGUGCCCGUGGAGCAGAGGCGGCCAGAGCAGGAGGUGGGCUCCAGGGAGGGCCCUUCCUCAGCAUGAGACUUGCCUGACAGAAACUCGGUGUCCUGUGGGCGCCAUGAAACAAGCCUGCGGGUCCUGCGGAAGUGAGUGAAGAGGCAGGAGGAACCUGGCAGAGCCCUUGUGCUGAAUAAACAAGGUGCUGUGUGCCCUCGUCUGGGAUUUGGCGCCGCCAGCAGGCCCACGGAGUGUUCCUGGCGUGGCCGAGGUCUGAAAGUGACCACUGUCCUGCCGGGGGUGGUGGGUGGGGGAUAACACAGCUGGUCGCCAGCCCGGCCCUUGGGCCACCUAAGCCCACGGCCUCCACUUUCCUGACGGUGCUGGCUUGCCUGAGUCCAGGCCCCUGCCUUCCAAAUGCUGGUGGGGAAAAAGGCGGUUGUCCCUGAAAGGUCAAGACUUGACAACAGCUAGCAGCUACCCCAGGCCAGCCUCUCGCUCAGUUACUUUAGGGAGCCACCAAGCUUAGCCCAGAGCCCAGCCUGAGGCCCUCAACCCCCAAGUCCUGCCAUGGGGGCAGGUCACCUGCAGAAGUGACCCGGGCACAGGAAGGACAGGCGGUCCCAGCUGUGGCAGCUCGGUGACCUUAGAUCACGGAGAUAAAGGUGGCUCCUCCCUGA
Leptonychotes weddellii (Weddell seal) is the source of this 3775-nucleotide messenger RNA. The record is from RefSeq and is a predicted model, not a curated record. NCBI's taxonomy places the organism in Eukaryota, Metazoa, Chordata, Mammalia, Carnivora, Phocidae.